This is a messenger RNA of Cyclospora cayetanensis, 1581 nucleotides long. Its product is annotated as mediator of RNA polymerase II transcription subunit 15-like. The transcript is spliced from 3 exons. The coding region runs from base 1 to 1581 and encodes 526 amino acids. Lineage: Eukaryota; Apicomplexa; Conoidasida; Eucoccidiorida; Eimeriidae. The record is from RefSeq and is a predicted model, not a curated record.
AUGGUUGGCGGGCACCAGCAUCACCACCAGCUGCAGCAGCUGCUGCGGUUCUUUGAUUUGCCUCCUACUUGCCGCUGCAGACGCACCGUUCGCAUGCGGUACCUGCUUCUGGCGAAGCAGCGGCACCCAGACCAGCAGCCUGCUGCACGUGCAGCAGUGGCAACAGCAGACUUCGCGUUGUUACAGUGUAACUAUGAGCGGCUUCAGGACCUCCUGGCAGAGGAGCGGUCAAGAGGGACGCCCCAGUCCGAGCAGGGGGCCUCGUAUCAGCAGCAGUGGGAGCAGAGAGGGAGACAAAGUGACUGGCAGCGUCAUCAGCAGCACCAUGGCGCUGCCUACAGAGAGCAGUGGUGGUAUCAGCAGCGGCAGGAGCAGAGGCAGCGGUGGGAGCAGUGGGAGGAUCAGCAGCGGGGCUGGCAACAGCAGCAAACGCCUAAGUGGGGGUAUUGGCAGCAGCAGCAGCAGCAGCAGCAGAAGCGUUUCUUCCAUAUGCCCAUCGUUUGUGUAGCACGCGGCUUUGGCUUGGCCUUUGGUCUGACUGCUGCCUAUUGGCUGACAGCUCCGGUUCGCAGAUCCGCCAGGCGCAGCAACAGCUUGGGUAGCAGCAGCAACGGUGCAAGCGAGAGGCGACGGCUUCUCCAGCAGCAGCGGCAGCAGCAGCGGCAGCAGCAGCUGCACCAGUUUCGCAUGCGAAAGCAGAAUAGCCUCGCCGAGUCCAGACGCGACCAGCUUCACAGGCACAUGCACCCCAUGUCGGGUGAAGGAGAGGCCUCUUUUUCUUCUGUCCGAGGGAUCGGCGGAGACAUCAAGAAGAAGCGGAGGCAGAGCAGCGGGAGCCAGCCCAGCGUGGUUGCUACUAGGCCAGUUGUCGAGGCUGCGUUCUCGGAUACGCUGGCAGACAAGGCUUUUUCCGACGGCGAAAUCAGCAGCGGCGGCAGUGCAAGUCUGCCGCGCGAUCCACGAGCCUGGAGGGAGGAGCUGGUAAGGAUUGGCCAUCUGGUGCAGCAGCUCCACACGGACGCUGAGGGCAGCAGCAGUACAUACGGCAGUAGUGUGGCGCUGCAGUCGGAAGAGCCGUGGCUGUCUGACACGCCACUGGCUGGCGGCAGCAGCAGCAGACAUGGGAAUGCAGCGGGUAGGAGAGUCUAUGGACGCGGUGAAGAGGAAGCGUUUCGGAGGGAUCCUCAAGAGCCACAAAAAGCAGCAGCAGGACCAGCAGAAGUAACAACAGUUCCGCCGUGCUCCCGGCGUAGCAAGAGCGCAGGCAACGUGCUCGAGAAAGACGCAUUCUAUGCGACACGGUACAUACACCGUGGAGUAAGGGUGAUGCGACGCCGCAGCUCGGAGAACCUUCCCGCUGAGGAGCGAGCGAGCGAGACUGACCAGCGGGGGCCUGUGCAACAGCGCGCAGAGGACAAGCGGCAGCUGCAGGGAGAGCUGCAGCUGGUGGAGCAGCAGCCUCGCGCUGAACCCCCCCGGAACAUGCCAAUCCAAAACACCGCUGCACUUGGUACAGCAGCACAAACAGGCGCACCCUACGGCGCGGCAUUAACAUGCCCCGUUGCUAGAGGCCUAAUGUGA